AUGCGGCGCGACGCGUGUUGAGCGCUGUUGCCAGGGAAGAGCGAGCGCCAUGGAGGGGGUGGUCGCAUUGUCUGUCGGGACGGUGGCGGUGUGUGAAUUUCUGCCUUCUGUCAGAAACGUUCGCUGAUCUCCUUUAAGUCUAAUUAGGGAAUGAAGCAGACCCCUUCUGGAGAUACAUUCGCGGACGUUCGUGUUAUUAGCGCGGCCCCGUUUUCUUUUCCAUUUACUUUCUGAAACGGUAAGAGCAACCUGUCCUAACUAACGUUAGCUAGAGCAAGUGCUUGUUGCGUUCAACCGGCGAGAGGCGCGGGCGAGGAGAUCGCGGAGAGAGAGGGAGAGUGACCGGCCGGUGCAGAGCCAGAGGCGGCCGAUGACUUCGGAGAGCAGCGGCCAAGCGCAACAGAAGGCGGAGGUCGAGCCGGGAUCAGUCGUCCGAGAUCAAGAGGAGAAAACCGGCGAGAAGCACGGCGGCAUGGUGACCACCAAGGGGGCUGGUCUGAAUCCCAAUGCUAAAGUGUGGCAGGAAGUGUCUGCACCAACCAGCCAGGCUCCAGAGGCAGCCACAGAGACAUGCCAUUGGCCACAAGCGGAUCAUGUCUCCACUGAGGAGAUGGAGGAAGGUUUCAAGGAGUAUAGUGUUGGCUAUGGUGACUCUGAGUCGGUCCCUGCUAUGGAGACCGGCCUGAUAAAUGGCAUUGAGUCAGUAGAACUGGCUUACCCACUUUACGAACCAGUGGAGGGUGAGACGCUUGAGGAGCCGCCUGCACUGUCUGAGGAGAGUCUUAAGGAGUCGCUGAAGAAGCAGCUGGAAUUUUGUUUCUCGAGAGAGAAUCUUUCCAAGGAUCUUUACCUGAUAUCUCAAAUGGACAGUGAUCAGUUUGUCCCUAUUUGGACCAUUGCGAGCAUGGAGGAUGUGAAACUGCUGUCUACUGAUAUGGACUUGAUACUUGAGGUGUUGCGAGCAUCUCCUAUGGUGCAGGUAGAUGAGAAGGGUGAGAAGGUACGGCCAAACCACAAGCGUUGCAUCAUCAUCCUCAGAGAGGUCCCAGAGACCACCCCUGUAGAGGAGGUGGAGGCUCUGUUUAAAAGCGAAAAGUGUCCGCAGGUCAUCAGCGUGGAAUUUGCACACAAUAACAACUGGUACAUAACAUUCCAGUCUGACACCGAUGCUCAGCAGGCUUACAGAUACUUGCGUGAGGAAGUCAAAACCUUUCAGGGCAAACCAAUUAUGGCUCGCAUCAAGGCCAUUAACACGUUCUUCGCUAAGAAUGGUUUUGGGGCAGACUCUGGGGUUUACUCGAGUCCAUCACAGUACUCGUCUCCAGUUUACCUGCAGCAGGUGUACCAGCCUCCACAGCAGUACCCGCUAUAUAGCCUACUGCCCCAGACGUGGACGCCUUCACCCACCCCAUACUUUGAAACGCCACUGGCUCCAUUUCCCAAUAGCACAUUUGUUAAUGGCUUUGGCACAGCAGGAAACUACAAAACUGGCACUUCUCCAAUCAGCCUUACACGCAACUACCCCCGCAACCGACUUCCACUUUAUUCCAGAAAGAACGUAAUCAAUGCUUUCAGGAAUCAUGUAAAGCCUCGUGCUGAUGUGGGUCAGCUAACUGAAACAUCAUCCGGUGCUGGCAGUCCACAGCCCCCAUGCACCCCCUCUUCAGACAGCAACGCCUCCACCCUCACCCCACUCUCUGAACCACCCACUUCCCCCAGAGAGAACCAGCACUCUGACCUCUCCAUCAGCAGUCGAGUCAGGAGAGGAAGCUAUCGUGGCAUGAGGAGGAGGAGAGAAGAUGAAAGAACGAGGCCGAAUGCGGAAUUGGAGGUGAAAGCUCCAUCCCCAAAGUUUGACCUGGCAACCACUAAUUUCCCGCCUUUGCCAGGGGGGGUGUCGGGGCAUCUGCCAAGUGUGACCUUGCAAACAGAGUCUGUGUUGGAGAAUCGCAUGGCAGAUGUGGUUAAGGGCAUCAGCAAGCCAGAAGCAAGUAAGCAAGAGGUCAGUCAAGAUACUGGAACGUGUCAAGGGGAAGCACAGACAACCGGACCCUCAGUUCCAGCACUGAAGCCUCCCACCACUAAAGUGGAUCCACCUGUAGCUAGUGUUAUACAUCAAGUGAAGAAACCAGUGCUAGAGGUUCAGAAUGCUGUCACGCUUCCAGAUGCUGCUGCAGCAGUGACCGUAAACCACGUCCAGCUCAUUUCCGCCCCCAAACCUACAUGCAGCCAAUCAACUCCAAGCACUGCUUCUACCCCACCUCUUCCAACAAGCACAAUUGUACAGGAGCCUCGCAAGCUGAGCUAUGCAGAGGUGUGUCAGAGGCCACCCAAAGACCCUCCCCCUGUCCCAGUUGCCCCGCCCAGCCCCACACCCUCUCCUUCUCCCACCCCAAACCAACCACUACGUGAACUUCGUGCCAACAAGGUGGAUGGUCCAGCCUCAUCCCGCUGCAGCCCUUGGGACAAAUUAGAGAAAGGUGAGAGUCGGACGUCCAGAGAGCAGACUGGAUACCAACGUGGUAACGGCUCAAGAGGGUCAGGAUUUAAGCUCAGAGAGCAACAGAGACGACCUCCACAGGGUCGACGCUGCUCUCCACAGUCGGGAUACAACAGACGCAGUGGAAAAGAACAAAACAUCCCACCCAGAUCGCCAAAGUAAUGCCUCAUGCCCACAACAUGUGCACACUUGUGUGUAUACCUAGAUACACAACUUUUUUUUAUAUAUCUAUACACCCACAAAGCGAGUAUAUAAAUCUAUAUAUAAAUAUCUAUAAUCUACAUAUGAAAACUGGACUAUCGCACUGUGGUGUUGGAAGAAAUCUCGGCUUCCUGAAUGACUGAUAUCUGGGAAGUUGAUCCUUAAAGAAAACUAGGAAUUUACAGAAGAUGAACAACCUCUUAAACUUGAAAAGAGAAACGGAGGCCAUGCUUCCUGUAUUGUCUGUGAUUUUUUUUUUUACAGAUUUAUUUAGCUUGUGAAUGAGUUUUGAUUUUUACUUGGAGUGUUUAAGGUCCUGGCACUAGUGUACAAUGCUGUACAUUUUUAAAUAUAUUCCUUUUUUUAUUAUCUAUAUAUGGUGGUAGUGCUGUUGGUGAAAUCAAGCCAACACCUGUUUUCCACAUGGAACAGAUCAUACAAAGACAAAACCUGUCAACCCACAGGUCCAUAAAUCACUGUUGUGCGUUCCAGUGUUUGUUUUUGUUAUUUUUUAAGUGGAAGCAAUUCCAAGAGUUGCUGAGGACAUUUGGAUUCAAAUGUACUUUUACAAAUUGUAUAUUUGAAGUACAGCAACUCAAAAUAGUUAAGCAUUUUGUUCUGUCAAAGUAUCCACAAGAUAUUUACAAAUAUUGAUAUUGGUUCCCUUAAUCUAGCUCAGACAUAUCAGUCGACUUUUGAUUUAUUAACAAAAAAAAGCUGUUAACAUGUAAACUGAGUUAACUCCAUAAAGAACAUGGAGUUGUGUAAAAUGAUGCGUAUAGCAUUUUCAUAUUCAUGCCUAGCCACUUUUUGAGCCGCUCUUCUGGAAGUAUUACAGUGUUAUAAGCCAUGACCCAAACCAACAAAUUUUGAUGCAAGAAAUUGGACAAAAUAAGAGCAUGUACUUAAUGGCAUUGAUGAGGGAAAGUUGCUGAAGUUAAUUUGCAAAAUAUGUAUGCGUGUGUGAAGAAAGCUAGAUUAAUUCAUUUGCCACACUUUAUCACAGUGGGAAAAAAGCAUCCUGUCGGUGCAUCCCUAAUUGAAGUUUAGUAUCAGCUUCACCAUUAAAAUGUUAAGUUAUGUUAGUAAAUGUUUUUUUUUUUUUUUUUUUUCUCCCUCUGCAACAUGAGUUGCUCCCCGUAUGCUCUUAUCAAGUUACUUACUAUAAUCAACUUUUAUACAAUGCUCACAACAGGUACAAAAUUCAUGUUUUUCAAAUGGGUGCAUCCAUUUUUUUGUAUUUUUUCUUUUUUAAAGCAAACUUAAAUUUUAUAUUUGUUUACCACAAACACUUUUAGUCCUACCAGGAAAACCACCAUUGGUGCAAAUCUUAAGGGAGCCUAUGGUGAAUUAUUUUAGCCAUUCAUGCGCCACUCUGUAUGACGAGUCUAAAUAUUUAGUCAUUGCAAACAGCUGUAAGAUUGGAGAAUUUACUGUAAGGAUUGUUUGGGAAUCCUGUCGAUAUGUGGCAUGGAGUUUCAGUUCUAUGAUUUGUAAAACAGUGAUUUCUUAAAGUCUGUUCUAUAUGCCAUUUCAUCAAAAUUGCUUUGUAAUUGAAAUUGAGUUAUGAGUUGCCUGUAGGAUCUCAUCACCAGUCUUAAACUGGGAGAUCGGUUUGUUCAGACGAAGAAGGAAAAGUGUAGGUUUGAAGGGCCGAGUGAAGCUGAAUGAAACAUUUGUCAUGACAAAUGGAUGGAACAGUGCCAGACAUGCAUUGAACAAAAGAUUCUGACAGAAACCAGUGGUGUAUAUUUAAGUUUGUUUCGAGUUGAGAGUGUCGUGCUGUUUAACGUCUGUGAUUUUUGUCCAGUGAUUUUUGAAUGCUGGGUAUGUCAGUAACGAAGAUCAAGCUGCUUUUAAGCUGAAUGAAUGAACUCCAAUCAUUCAAACAGAUGAGCGAAGCCACUUUUUGUCUUCCUUUGCUUAUUUGGAGUGAAAGUCUUGUUAAUGUUUUUAGAGGUCAGGUUGUUUGUAUUGUCGGCUCUUGACUGAAUAUCUAUUUUCCGUCUGCUGUAGAUGCUGGUGACAAAUAUCAGGUUGGAUCUCAGUUAGUGCUGCUUUGCUGUUCAUGUCCAGUUUGUGAUAUUGAGUUUGUCUUUUCUAUGUUUUCUUUCUGUUUGUUUGUUUAAUAAUUUUUAUGUGACACUUACAUUUAUGCCUGAACAUUUCAGGUAGGAUUACAUGUAUUAUACCUGCUACAGCACUCAUCAUUUACCUGUGUCAUCUAAUCUCAUGUCGACUUUGGUAAAAGAGGGAACUCAGGACCUCAGAGAAUUGAUGUGUAUGACUGCUCAUUUUGUCCUGUGGACUUUCUGCAGGAUUUUUAUUUGUUUCUUUUCUUGAAUUGUAGCCUUUUGAGUUCAGUAAUACUUUUUAGGGGUCUUAAGUUUCAGUUAAUGAUGUAUAUUGAAUGUUUAAUCGAUGACACUGUAUUGCAUGAUUCUCUCCUCAAUUUGUCGUCCUUUUCUUGACCUGUUUUGCAUCUGGUAUAAAAGGAAUGGUUCACCCAUAAAUGGGAAAAUUACACUAGUUUACUCUCCAUCGAAUCAUCCUCUGUGUAUAAGACUUCUGUUCUGUCAGACCAACACAGUAGUUUAAUUAAUAUUCUGGCUCUUCAGUGCUGUUUAAGGAGUAGUGGCCUUUUGCCAAAGGUUUCAAUUGUAUAAAUGGGUUGUAAAACUAAAACACAAGCAUCAGGUGAUUAAUGCAUGUCUUAUGAAGUAGAUUGAGUUGUUUUUGGAACAAAAGUAAAUGGAGACCAAGGUCUGCCGAGAAAGUGUUGUGCGCAUUUGGCAGUCACAGGAAGUCAGAUAUGAGAUUAGAAUGUAAAAAUUGAAAAUAUUGGAGGAUUAAUACAAGUAAGUUAUAGGGUUGUUUCCUAAUUUGGGUGAACUAUUCCUUCUAAGGUGUUUUUGUUGAUCCAAUCACAAGCGGACAAGUGUAAAUGGAAGGGGAAAAAUGUGUCAUUCUUGUUCACUUUCAACCAAAUGUGGUCAAGCUCUGCUUACUGACCUAUUUCAUAAACCUUUAUAAAAAGGGUUGUUCAGUUGCACUAUCGCAAUGAGGUUUUGCCAUCUGAAAGUUAGUGUGGUUUGAAAGUGACUUUUUUUUUUUUUUUUUUUUUUUUUUUUUUUUUUUUUUUUUUUGAAAUUGCAAGAGCUUCUUUCUGAUUUUUUUCAGAUCAGAAAAAGCCUAUGAAUGUUUUUCCCCAGAGAAACCUUACUUACUCAAAGACGUUAGAAAAGUCAUCUGAAGCAGACAGGGAUUGAUUUAAAACUACUAGUGUUAGUGCAAAUGUCUACAUGUCUUUGAUCAACCAAAGCCUCUUAAUACCAGGUGAAAAUAGGGUCUUAGUCUCAUUCACAUUUAUGGAUGGGCUGUGCACAAAUCCAGACCAAAGUCAAAUCAGCUGAGAGACAAUCUCAGGAAGUGCUGUGUAAAUGCAGUAGCUCCUCUCAUCGUUCUGCCAUGGGCAGGGCCACUGUUUAAUGAAUGAGUGGUUUUCAUUUAGAUGUUGAACAAUGUACGCGUUUUGAGUUUGUGUGUGUGACCUUAUGAAGGUGUCCUAAUGAAUAUAUAUUUUUUUUCAAAAUCCCCUUUUUAUUUGGCUGUUGUAGGAAAAACGAAAGCAUUGGAGGGAACUUUCAUGCAUCAGUUUUAAUUUAUUUCAAGUUGUCUUGUUUAACUCUCAGUAGUGUCUUUCUUGCCCUAACGUUUGUUUGCUUUAUUAGUUUGAGAUUUUUUCAGACUUAUUUUCUAUAUUUGGCUAUAUUAUUCAUGGGCGCAAACUAUGUAGAAACUGCGCCACACAAAUGAUUAAAAAUCAGUGGACCUGGUUUUUUUGUAAUUCUUUUAUCUGAAUUAAUGGAUUUGAUUCAUAACUGGUUGGUGAAAUGAAAUGUGUUGCAUUUUGUUGCUAAUCUUAUAUCCUAUGUAGGCUGUAAGCUUUUUAGACAUGAAAGGGUACAGUUACGAGUAGCAAGUCUUUUAGCCCAAAAACAAAACAAAAAAACAGAAAAAAGACAAGUUUUUGCCUUUUCUUUUAAUUCUAUAGGGGUUUAGGUUCUGUUUCGGAACAGAAUUGACAUAGCAACUGCUGAGUGAAAUGUUUUGAAUGAUAUUAUUAGAUGUUCAAUGAAAAAUGCUAAGGAGAAAUGGAAGAAAAAAAUAAAUGAUAAAAUGACU
Messenger RNA from Danio rerio (zebrafish), 6886 nucleotides. The record is from RefSeq and is a predicted model, not a curated record. Lineage: Eukaryota; Metazoa; Chordata; Actinopteri; Cypriniformes; Danionidae.